Messenger RNA from Aspergillus campestris IBT 28561, 1190 nucleotides. RefSeq lists its product as uncharacterized. The record is from RefSeq and is a predicted model, not a curated record. The transcript is spliced from 3 exons. Lineage: Eukaryota; Fungi; Ascomycota; Eurotiomycetes; Eurotiales; Aspergillaceae. The coding region runs from base 287 to 913 and encodes 208 amino acids.
UCAGAAGGGCCAACGCGCUGCUUUAGUCAGGGCCGGAUUUGCUGUUUUGGGGCGACCCGUUGGAUUCGCCGGUCUGGACUGAGGUUUCGUUCUGCUUUCUUCUGCUCUGUUGAAUCUUCUUUUCUCUCCAUCUUUCUGCUGCAAAUCAUCCAACUCCACCAUAUACUGCUCCACACGUGAUCUCCACCACUACAAUCACUACAACACUCAUCCUCACACAUCACAUCUGCACAUCUCACAUCUACUACACUUGAUACAACAAUAUAUUAUAUAUAAUAUAUAUAUAAUGGCCGUCCAAAAAAUCAUCCCCAGAGCAGAACCUCCCCCAUCCAACGCAAAUAAACGCUGGCCCCCCAUGGCCGACAAGACCUCUCUCCCCUUCCGCCUCACCACCCUCUCCAAGCAAAAGCUCGCCCGCGAGGCCACCGCCCCGGACCCAGACAUCCGCCGCUGUCUCUGCCACUUCCGUCUGCAUGUCAUGUCUGUCGAGAUGGCCCAGAAGGAUAUGACCACGCGCAUCAACUCGUUCGAUCUCGAGUCCGAGUCGGAGUCGGAGGAUGAGGACGCCGGGAACCACAAGAAGAAUUUCGUCAGCCGUAUUCCCGCUGUGCCGGAGCCGGCUGCGAAGAAGGAUGUUAGCCCGGAGAGUGCUGCGGCUGAUGCUGAGAAGGACUCGGCCAUUCAAGUUCACUUUGAGGUGUCGUUUGAGCAGUCUGCCGACACUUCCAAGGAGCAGUCCCAACAGACACAGACUCAAUCCCAAAGCCAACCCCAGAGCCAACCCCAAAGCCAAACGUCGGGGAAAGAGUCGGAUUCAGACGGCUUCAUGGAGAAAGGACGCACUUGUCUGGAGAAGACGAAGAAUCUAUGGCCGUCUCCAGGGCAGUGUCUGCCCAUCCAGAUUUCUGGGUAGUCUACUCAUUCAACCCUCGACUACUCCUCUCACUUGACUACUCCUCUCACUCGACUACUUCCUCGACUGCAUAUACUCCUCCGACUACUUACUCGGCUCUCACUACCUACCUCUGACUACACCGCCCUCAACUGUACACAUUACAGACGGAAGUCUCGCAAAAGUAUCAAUACGCGAUAAUAAUGAAUUACGAAUUACGACUGGAUUGGUUCAGCUAUACAUUUCUAGAAUAUAAUAAUAUCAAUAUCAAAUACAAAAGAGUACGUACUCGCCUUAG